Molecule: messenger RNA, 209 nt
Organism: Entrophospora candida
Lineage: Eukaryota; Fungi; Glomeromycota; Glomeromycetes; Entrophosporales; Entrophosporaceae
Source: the annotation of a GenBank genome assembly
ACCAAGGAUUUGGAAAUAUAAAAGGAGUUUCUGUAGUUCGUGGAGAGAGUGCUAGUAUUGCAACAUCUGUGGCCAAGAACACAAGAAGGUCAAGUACUGCAGAAAGGAAAAAAAUGGGUGAUCAUGGUGGUUGGAUUCUCCGAACUACUGAGAAGGGUGAUCUUGGAGAGUUUGGUGCAGGAGAAGCAGGGCAUUCUUUUAAACAUUAA